UUAAAACACACUUCUGACACUAUUAACUGGAAAAAAAGUGAUAGAGGGGUAUGUGUGAAGGUCGCAAAGACAUACCAAGUGCUAACACUGGUUAUAGUUAACUUUCACAGUGAGUAAAAGGUUUAAUUUUUCCUCCCUGCUUCCAUAUUCUUAACGUGCAGAUAUUUUUACAAUAAACGAAGAUCUUCCCUUCUGUGGUAUGGUUCUGAAUACGUUCGACCAAAACGAUGACCACUUACUUCCCAAUACACAAUGGGACCAUACACUGAAGGAACAGGAGAAAAUCCUCAGUUUAUACAGGUUUUUGCCCUCGUUCAUCAGCUAUUCUAAUGCAGGCAUUUACAGUGUGUCAGGGACAGUUCUGGUCACUCGCUGUACGACUGUGCACACAACACUCCUUGCUCUCAAAUCUUUUUCACUACCGAUCUUCAUUUCAAUGAUGUCAGCAACCGUGGAGCUCUGUCCCUGGGACGGCUGUAAAACCAUCAGUCCACUCAAGGCAAAACACUGCUUCCGAGUUCGCCUUCCUCGGAGGCUAAGCGCCGUUUAUAGCUUUAAAAAAGUGCUGUAUGUGAUUCAUUCGGGGCAUGGCCGCGAUCCCUAAAACGCUCAGGCAACAGCAGCAAGCUGCCGGCUAUAAAGUCCGACUUCGCAGCGCACAGCAGGCUCUCCCCGCGGCACUCGCUCGGGAGCAGCCUAACGCGGGCGGCUCCGCGGCGGCGGGGCUAGCCGGGGACACCUGUCGGGCCGGCGCAGGGCCUCCCGGGCAGCUCACCUGCGAGGCCGGGCUGGCCG
Messenger RNA from Chinchilla lanigera (long-tailed chinchilla), 795 nucleotides. Its product is annotated as opioid growth factor receptor-like. The record is from RefSeq and is a predicted model, not a curated record. NCBI's taxonomy places the organism in Eukaryota, Metazoa, Chordata, Mammalia, Rodentia, Chinchillidae.